Messenger RNA from Misgurnus anguillicaudatus (oriental weatherfish), 2040 nucleotides. RefSeq names its product metalloproteinase inhibitor 3. NCBI's taxonomy places the organism in Eukaryota, Metazoa, Chordata, Actinopteri, Cypriniformes, Cobitidae. The record is from RefSeq and is a predicted model, not a curated record. Gene Ontology annotation, cellular component: extracellular matrix. Gene Ontology annotation, molecular function: protease binding; metalloendopeptidase inhibitor activity. Gene Ontology annotation, biological process: negative regulation of endopeptidase activity; response to cytokine; negative regulation of membrane protein ectodomain proteolysis.
UCGUCAGUCACGCACUGACAGCAGUGUGCACACGAGAGAGAGAUACAUAUAUAUACAGACGCUUUAAGGAUCGCAUCGCAGUUCAAGAUGAAGCGUUGUGUCGUGUUUUCAUUUCUUCUGACGGUACUGCAGAUAUGUCAGCCCACAGACGCGUGCUCGUGCGCGAUGUCGCAUCCACAGGACGCGUACUGCCACUCCGAGAUCGUUAUUAGAGCAAAGGUCGUGGGAAAGAAACUUCUGAACGACGGCCCCUUCGGUACCCUGCGCUACACCGUCAAACAGAUGAAGAUGUAUAAGGGCUUUGAAAAAAUCCAGCAUGUGCAGUACAUCUACACGCAUGACUCUGAGAGCAUGUGUGGAGUGAAGUUUGAUAUCAACAAAUACCAGUACCUGAUCACAGGUCGUGUUCACGAUGGUAAGGUCUACACUGGACUGUGUAACUUUAAUGAAAGAUGGGAACUUUUGUCUCUGGCUCAGAAGAAAGGCAUCAAUCAUCGCUAUCAGCUGGGCUGUAACUGCAGGAUUAAGCCCUGUCACUAUCUGCCCUGCUUUGUGACCUCCAAGAACGAAUGUCUGUGGACGGACAUGUUGUCCUACUUCGGUUACCCGGGUUACCAGUCCCGUAAUUAUGCCUGUAUCCAGCAGAAGGAGGGUUACUGCAGCUGGUACAGAGGAACGACCACACGAGAUAAAGUCACCAUCAACACCACAGAUCCAUGAGCUCACAUCACAGUAAAACACCAUCAAGACGACUCCUGCCCAUGUCCAGUAGCACUUCUGCUGAUUUAUAGACGUUUGCACUUCAUCACAUUUAAAAUGAGGGGAGAUUAAACAGACCACUGUCUGAACUUCACAACAAACAUUUGACAAACUAUCCAGUUCAAUUAUUCUGUUUAAUUUACAACAUCACAACCGUUUGAUAACCAAGUAUAAAUCCCUCGCGAAUCACCCGUGUGUCACAUUAAGAACAAAACCACCAGAAGACAUAAACUGAUACACAUUAAUCCAUUCAGAAGAUUCAAUGUAAUUUAUGAAGGCAAUAAUCCAUGAAUCUUUUUAGUGAUGUAUUGCUUUGUAAACAAGAUUAAAAAGUAUAAAAAUAACUGCUAUUGUAUAUGUACGAAGAUAUACAUAAGUGUUUAAGAUGUAUACUGUAUUUAUGAAUUGUCUUUGCUUCCUCUUGACUGUGCUGUAAUGUUCAGAUUUUUUACUGUAUAUAUACAAAUAUGUACAUGUGUUAUUAAUCACAACAGUUAUUAUUAGAUACUGUAUGAGCUUUACAGCACAAUGACAGAGAAAUUCCUGCUGUCUUUUAUUUUCUGCUUUGUUUUUUUAGCUGUUUAUGAUAUAAGCUAUUAUAUUGUGACUGAAUCCUCCUCUGUUAGUAUUUUUUAUUACCUAAACAGAUUGUAAACCUUAAAGCCACACGAUUACAGAUAAAACUGAUAAAUACUUAAGCUGUAUCCAGUCUGUAUAGCAGUUUUAUCUGAUAAAAAUCUACUUGCCAAUCCAUAUCACAAACUGUGCCAACCUUAAGUUAUUUUCUUUAAACUCAAGGGUACGUGGUCUGGCACUGCUAGACAAAAUCCUCCAGAUGAACUCCAGAGUAAACGUAUGAUGGAUAUUGACGUAUAUAUCUGAUAAAGUAGUUUUUUUAAACCACUAAACUCAUAAUUCUCAUCACUGAUGUGUAUGAUGGGCUCAUUCCUGCAGUUGGAGGCUGAGAUGAUUAUAAUGAAGAAAAUCUACCUGAGUAUUAAUGUUUGAAUUCUGAUUUUAAAAUAAUAGUUGAUGUUUUCAUCUCACCCUAUUUAAACUUUAAGUUUUAUAACCUGUAAAGUAUUUUACCUGCUUAACAUGAACAUCCCGCUCAGAUCAGUCCUGCUUUAUUCUCAUAUGAAAUACAGAAAGGUUGUGUGUGUUUGUGUGUAUACACAAUUCCAUAAAGAGGAGACCAUUAUACAUUUAGGGCCUUUGAAGAAUGUGCUGAUUUUUAAUUUCUCUGUUUUAUAUUUUUAUAAUAAACCUUGUGAAAAUGUC